This is a messenger RNA of Perkinsus marinus ATCC 50983, 1650 nucleotides long. Its product is annotated as cell cycle switch protein, putative. Gene Ontology annotation, cellular component: anaphase-promoting complex. Gene Ontology annotation, biological process: anaphase-promoting complex-dependent catabolic process; positive regulation of ubiquitin protein ligase activity; positive regulation of anaphase-promoting complex-dependent catabolic process. The transcript has 15 exons. Gene Ontology annotation, molecular function: ubiquitin ligase activator activity; protein binding; anaphase-promoting complex binding. Lineage: Eukaryota; Perkinsozoa; Perkinsida; Perkinsidae. The record is from RefSeq and is a predicted model, not a curated record. Bases 1 to 1650 code for a protein of 549 amino acids.
AUGGCCCCAUCCGGUCGUACUCGGCAGUCGAUGUUCUCGCAUGAGAUCCCUCCGGUCGCUGGGAACACACGAGAUUUCCAGUCGACAUUCGCUAUUCUUGGGGAGCUUCAUCGCAAUGGCGCAUUCUGGAGGAGUGAUGCAGCAGCAGCAAGACAGUCUGCUGGACACUCCGCCGCAGAUGCUCAGAAUAUGAGAGCCGAAGCGUCUCGAGAAUCCUACAUGCAAGCACUCUGCUCGGAGCUGUUGGAUUUCGAUCUGUCACCGGACAUGCCAGGGAACUCUGAGGAUGCAUCAUCUUUGACACCAACAGCCCGGAGUAUAGUCUACAAUCAAGACGGGUCGUCGUCACAGAGCCAUGGCAUGUCCAUCGGGAAGCCGUGUCUGUUUGGGACUCUAGGUGGAGGCGACUCGAAGGUUUCGAUGCUUCCGUCUCAGAGCGACGCUGAGUACCUAAAUGCGGCCAAGGAACUUCAUCCAGUACCACGAAAUAACAGGAAAAGGCUCAGUUACGCCGAGCCCCUCCGGAAGAUCUCUCGCGCCCCGGCCAAGGUAUUGGAUGCUCCCAAUCUCCAAGACGAUUUCUACCUUAAUCUAGUGGAUUGGGGGAGCUGCAACUUACUCGCCGUUGGACUAGCGAGGACGGUUUUCCUGUGGUGUCCUGUGACGGGCGCAGUGAAUCAGUUGUGUGAGGUUCCAGAAGACGACUUAGUAGCAAGCGUCGCUUGGAGCCAAGAUGGAUCCAGUGUGGCAAUUGGGACUGGAAAAGGUCAAGUGCAGAUGUGGGAUCCUGUUCGGUGUGAGAAAACUAGUGACCUCCUAGGGCAUAGUGGAAGAGUCGGUGCCCUUGCAUGGAGUGGGUCUCGCCUCGCCACUGGUGGCCGUGAUCACUCCAUUCUACUGAGGGAUAUCCGUAGUCCCCAACGUAAUGUGGGCAAGCUAAUCGGGCAUCGCCAGGAGGUAAGUUACGUCUGCGCUUUCGUGCGACGAUCAGCGUGCCAGGUUUGCGGCUUGAGUUGGUCAUAUAAUGGAACUAUGCUUGCUAGUGGUGGAAAUGAUAACAAGGUUCUUACCUGGAGUGCCUCUAUGAUGCCAUCAGGGAGUGCCAUGGAUGUAGGCUCUAGCUUGGUCGCCACACCAGCAUCACACGUUUGGCUACUGGUGGGUGGGACCGCAGACCGAUGCAUUCGUUUCUGGGAUACUCAUACCGGCACUUGCCUCAAUUGUGUCGACACAGGCUCGCAAGUGUGCAACUUGAGCUGGGCUAAGAGUGUGAAUGAGGUGGUGUCAACACACGGUUACUCCCUAAAUCAGGUCGUUGUAUGGAAGUAUCCCAGCAUGCGGAAAGUCGUCACCCUCACAGGACAUACAUAUCGAGUUUUGUACCUGUCGGUAUCGCCAGAUGGGCAAACCGUCGUCACUGGAGCUGGGGACGAGACGUUACGCUUUUGGAAUGUAUUCCCACCUAUUCGGGGGGUGCCCCCUAACGGAUAUAGAGUCAGAUGCGCUACCGUUGUGCCACAGAACCUCGAAAUAAAUAUAUGUCAGAGAACCCGUAAGUGGCAGAAAUGCGUCGCAUGGAAGAACACAACAGACAUACAAAAUGAGAUACCAAUCAUCAACCUAAUACAUGUGUUGCCAACUAUCGACUAA